AUGAACUUGCGCUCAGUGUUAUGGUCACGCUUGACGUGGAUUUUCUCGUCAUUCACACUCUUCAUCUUAUAUUUAACAGAAUACAGAAAUUAUCACGUCAAGUAUGCUUAUCUAGCUGAUAGGUAUUCCAAGUUACUGGUACAUUCUGGUGGCCUCAGUGCUCAGUUACAACUCAUGAUGGAACGAAAUCAUCGAGCCGAAAAAAUGUUAACUGAUAUGCGGAAUAGGCAUUCACAGAUUAUCAAAGAAAUUGAUAAAAAACAGCAUGGUAAUGAACUUUUGUGGUCGCUCUGUAAGAAUGCGUUAUACAAAUGUUUUAUUGGAGUAUUAAAGGGAAGUGAGCAAAAGAAGCGUAAGAAAAUACUUAUCAGUUAUAAAGAUGUGAAAUAUCGAAACUGUAUUGUUGAAUGCCAGGAAAAUUUAUGUUUUGGAAGAAAAUUAGAUUGGGGCUUCUUGUAUCCUUAUCUUCUAGCAAAUAAUACCGUUCAGAUUUUCAAAAAGCAAUUAGUUACUGAAUUAUUGGCAUUCAAUUUGUCUAACCGUUUUAUAGGACUUCGUUUUAUAGAUGCAAAUACAGAAACAUAA
Molecule: messenger RNA, 585 nt
Organism: Thelazia callipaeda (thelaziosis nematode)
Lineage: Eukaryota; Metazoa; Nematoda; Chromadorea; Rhabditida; Thelaziidae
Source: the annotation of a GenBank genome assembly